AUGUCUGCUCUUUCGUCCAGCGCUGCCGUGCACAACGGUACCAUCUACCCGUCCACCACCACCACCACCACCACUGCCACUACCACGGAGACCUUUACCACCACCUACACUCAUUGUGCCAAGGCUGCUGAUGCCACCACUAGUUGGGAUGCCACCUACACCAUCAUUGAGGUCGUCUGCGGCGAUUCGGGUAGCUGGACCAAGCCCACCACCCCUCCCAACUUUGUCGAGACCGUUGUUAUCUGCAAUGAGACUCCCGUGACCAUCACCUGCCCCGUGGAGACCAGCAAGCAGACCGGCAGCGUCUCCAUCUGCGGCAACGGUGUGACCGCCACGGCCGCGGCCGAAGCCCACGCCACUGCCAACGCCAACGCGGGCGGCAACGGCGGCUCGUCCGCCUCGGCCAACGCCAAUGCCAAUGCCAACGCCAACGCGGGCGGUAGCGGUGGCUCUGCUUCUGCCGAUGCCCACGCUGAGGCCAAUGCCAACGCGAAUGCUGGCGGCAACGGUGGCUCUUCGGCCAGUGCGUCGGCCAACGCCAAUGCCAACGCGAACGCUGGCGGCAAUGGCGGCUCGUCGAGCAGCGCUUCUGCCAACGCCAACGCCAAUGCCAACGCAAACGCUGGCGGCAAUGGCAGCUCGUCGAGCAGCGCCUCGGCCAACGCCAAUGCCAAUGCCAAUGCUGGCGGCAAGGGCGGCCAUGGCGGCUCGUCGAGCAGCGCCUCUGCCAACGCCAACGCCAAUGCGAACGCGAACGCUGGCGGCAAAGGUGGCAACGGCGGCUCGUCGUCAUCGUCGGCCAAUGCUAACGCCAACUCCAACGGCAACUCCGGCACCACCGUCUGCAUCAACGGCAAGUGCUCCAGCACCUGGCACAACGGCACCAACACUGGUUCGGGUGGGCGCGCUUCGGCCAGCGCUUCGGCUCAUGCUACCGCGGUCGUGACGGCUGGCUCGGCCACGCUCAAGAACUCCCUGACCCUGGCGGGCGCUGCCUUCCUGCUGGUCGGCCCCUUCCUUCUGUAA
This is a messenger RNA of Sporothrix schenckii 1099-18, 1026 nucleotides long. RefSeq lists its product as uncharacterized. NCBI's taxonomy places the organism in Eukaryota, Fungi, Ascomycota, Sordariomycetes, Ophiostomatales, Ophiostomataceae. The coding region runs from base 1 to 1026 and encodes 341 amino acids. The record is from RefSeq and is a predicted model, not a curated record. The transcript has a single exon.